AUGACGACCUUGCAAAGAGAAUUCUGUGAAUUUGAAGGAUACGAGUUCGUUGUUCCGCUAGAGGUUUCUCGAAGUGUUCCCGCAUUUAUUCCAUUGACUGGAGUCGUUGAGCCUGCUAAAGUUGAGGAAGUCCCCACUGCCGACGACUUUUGGGAUGUGUGGGAUGAGCCGACAUCGAAGAAGGUGAGGUUUACAGGUUAUCGUCCACGAAGUCCUCCCAAGUUUGUUUGUGGAAUAACACGGCAAAGGUUCACAGAAUUUUUGAAAAAGUGUGUUUAAGUUAUCCCCUCAAUUAUUUCUGGUACAAUUUCAUAUACCCGGGGAGUUUUGUGUAGUGUAAAUCGUUUCAUUUACAUGUCACAUUUGGUCUUAUCGCUUCAGCAGUUUGAAAAUGUAAAUUGUGAGAAAAAUUCAUUUUGGAUGAAAUGUACACGUUUUUUAGGAGGGUAAAAAUGUUUCGGGAGCCUUAGGAUUACAAAAAUGUAACGUUAAAGAAAUUCUUUAGAGUCAUUGCCGAGUUAUUCCACAAACAAACUAGGGAGGACUUCGUGGACCAAAAAAUGCCAUUUUUUAUUUAAUUUUAGGCGAAAGUACAAUCUCAGAAAGAAAUAGAACACCAAGACACUUGGGUUCUCGGGAAAAAUACACAUGUUGUAACUCCAUGCAGACAAGAAUUACCCAAAGAUGAUAAACUUGCUGGUCUGGAUGAUACAUUUUAUCAUAAUGAUAUUAAUCUGAAUGGAGAUUUCACAGAAGAAGAAGCGUUUUCGAUGGCUGUGACCCUCUCUUUGGCAGAUGGACCACCUGAUGACAAAGUAAAUCCUUCUCAAGACUAUGAUGUUGUAGAGUUGACUGACUCUUUGGAGGGAGUUCUACCGACGAAUAAUGAAAAAGCUGUGAUUGAUGGCGGUUCAGCUGACCUUACUCAGGAAUCUUUAACUGAGGGUGACGUGAAGAAGUUUUUCAUGUUUGGGGAACAAAGAUCAGGUACGUUUUCAUUUCUUUGCCUUAAUUUUGAUGUUUAGAUAUGCAUGGGAAGUUCAAAGGAUACUUGAAGGAUAAUACGUCCGAAUUUGAUGAUAGUGAGUGUCAUUUGCUGAAAUGCAAAACUAGUUUUCAGAAGAUCUCGACGAGACAACACGAUCCCUAAUGUACAGAACACUGAAUGGCGUCUUUGGCUUCCGAGAUUUUCGUCAUUGCCAGAAGGCUGUAAUUAUUGCAAUCCUCAAAAAUCACGAUUGUUUUAUUUUGAUGCCAACGGGUGCCGGCAAGAGUCUUUGUUAUCAAUUGCCAGCUGUGAUGUCUUCAGGAGUGACGGUAGUUGUAUCUCCACUCAAGUCUCUGAUGGCUGAUCAAGUACAAAAACUGCAAGAAUGGAAGGUGGGGAAGGUCUUUUCUUACUCAUAUGAUUUUAGGUACCUUGUUAUUGCCUCAGGAGCGGGCUCUCAAGACAAGAAACUGAUAGGAUUUACGCCGACUUGACAAGUGAAGACGUCCAGGUGAAGCUCCUUUACGUGACCCCAGAGAUGAUCGGCAAAUCCACAACUCUUCAGAACGCGUUUGGUCUGCUCCAUAAGCGGCGGAAACUAGAUCGAUUCAUUGUUGAUGAAGCCCAUUGUGUUAGUCAAUGGGGACAUGACUUCAGGACAGAUUAUGUCAAACUUUCUGACUACUUCAAGGAGUUUGAUGAAGUGCAGGUGAUCGCACUGACGGCCACUGCUACCCCAAACGCCGUAAUAGACAUUCGACGUAUUCUGAGGAUGUCCAAAUCCAAAUUAUUCAUCAGUAGCUUUGUCAGACCUAAUCUUAUCUACGAUCUUGUUCCUAAGAAUCCGAAAUCCUUCCAGAAGGUGAUGAAUCUGCUCAAGAACAAGUAUCCGAACCAAUCAGGAAUUGUGUACUGUUUGUCUCGGUAAGUGGUUUAAAGUAAGAGAUUUGUUUUUAGGAAGGAUACGGAGACUGUGGCCGAGAGUUUGAUCAAGAAUGGAAUCUCGGCUGCUGCUUAUCAUUCCGAGAUUGGAGAUGCGAAUCGAGACAGGAUCCAGAGGGCAUGGAUGAGAGGAGAAGUCAAUGUUAUUUGUGCCACAAUUGCGUUUGGAAUGGGGAUUGACAAGCCAGACGUCCGUUACGUUAUACAUCACAGGUAUGGUUUGUUACGUUCACUGUGUUCUUGGAGAAUGCACUUUUGUUUUGAAUGUUAAUAGGAUGGUUCUUAUUUUAGUAUGUCGGCAUCAAUUGAAGCUUAUUAUCAAGAGACGGGAAGAGCUGGACGAGAUGGGUUGCCCGCUGUUUGCAUUCUGAUGUAUGGAUAUAACGACCAUGUUAGACACAUGAAGAUGGACAAUUCAGAAACACCAGCCUUGAAAAAGAAGAGGUUUCAGGGCAUUUAUAAUAUGGUGGCCUAUGGUGAGAAUGUAUCCAUGUGUCGCCGGAAACUGCUGGUUGAACACUUUGGGGAGGUGAGUGCCUGUGGCGACAAUAAAACUUGUUUAGUUCUACGAUUCGGCUACUUGUAACGGUAGCAGUACACCCUGUAGCAUCUGCGAAAUGUCCCGAUCCAUUCCUAUGUACAAGCCUUAUGAUUUUACGGAAGAAGCCGUGUUGGUACUAAAGUCUGUAAAACAAGUGAAGAAGAUCACAUUAAAUCAAUUGGUAGAAAUUUAUAAUGGGAAGAGUGCCAAGAAAGUCCAGAAAGGAAAGAAGGUAAGGCGUUUUUUAAUUUUAUUCUGUGUUUAGAGCUUCUUGAAUAUGGAGAUAUCGAGACGAGGGGAAGGUUUCACUGAAGAUGAUUGUAGUAGAUUCAUGAGGAAAUUGGUAAUAGAUGGAUUCCUGGAAGAAAAGAUCUCAGUCUCCAAUUUUCAUGGGCAGGAAAUUUGUUAUGUUUAUAUUACUGAUCUGGGAGAGAAAUUCCUGAAGACGAGGACUCCAAAAGUAAGGAAUGUUAUAAGUUAUUCCUUAUUGUUGUUUUAGGUGUAUUCGCAUCUUUCGGUUGGUAAGAAAGAUAACAACCCGAAACUUUUCACUAUGACUGCCGUUUCUGAAGCCAUGGCUUUGAAAGAAAAGUACAAACUGAGACAUGUGGAUGUAUUCCAGAGCUGUAAGAAAGCCUUGAUCACUUUUUUCGAUAAAUUAGCGCAAGAAGAGGGACUUUCCAACUAUUCUGUAAGUAAAAUUAUCUCCGAAUGAUGUUCUGUUGUUUAGUCGAUUAUCACCUCUGAGGGACUCGAGCAGCUGGCUGCGAUGAUGCCUCGAACAAACUCCGAGAUUCUACAAGUGGAAUCUAUGACGGCGACCAAACUUCAAAAGUAUGGAAGUCGAAUUAUGGACACAAUGCAGCCCUUCUUCGAGCUGGUUGAUCGAAGGGAACAUGCGGACAUUCAGAAGGCAGUUCAUGGUUACUAA
This is a messenger RNA of Bursaphelenchus xylophilus (pine wood nematode), 3402 nucleotides long. NCBI's taxonomy places the organism in Eukaryota, Metazoa, Nematoda, Chromadorea, Rhabditida, Aphelenchoididae. The record is from the annotation of a GenBank genome assembly.